Messenger RNA from Myripristis murdjan (pinecone soldierfish), 1118 nucleotides. It is a transcript of the gene sf3b6, whose product is annotated as splicing factor 3b, subunit 6. Gene Ontology annotation, cellular component: nucleus; cytoplasm. Lineage: Eukaryota; Metazoa; Chordata; Actinopteri; Holocentriformes; Holocentridae. Gene Ontology annotation, molecular function: mRNA binding. Bases 129 to 506 code for a protein of 125 amino acids. The transcript has 4 exons. The record is from RefSeq and is a predicted model, not a curated record.
AAGCGGAAGGUGGUCAUCAGCUGGCGACUGCCUUAGCUGCGUAGCUGCCAUUUUGACGAGAAGCUUUUGGCGAAGCACCUGUGUGUUUGUUGUCUGGCGGCCUGAUUUACACAUAAACAUAUCUCAUCAUGGCUAUGCAAGCAGCGAAACGAGCUAAUAUCCGAUUACCCCCUGAAGUCAACCGAAUCCUGUAUAUCAGGAACCUGCCCUAUAAGAUCACAGCCGAGGAGAUGUAUGAUAUCUUUGGGAAAUAUGGACCAAUACGCCAAAUCAGAACAGGGAACACACCAGAAACAAGAGGAACGGCCUAUGUGGUGUAUGAGGACAUCUUUGAUGCCAAGAAUGCCUGCGACCACCUUUCUGGCUUCAACGUCUGCAACCGCUACUUGGUGGUCCUGUACUACAAUGCAAACAGAGCUUUCCAGAAGAUGGACACAAAGAAGAAAGAGGAACAGUUGAAACUUCUAAAAGAGAAAUACGGCAUCAACACGGACCCUCCAAAGUAAUGGCCUGGAAACUGCGUCUUUUCUCCUCUCACCUCCGUGUCCAGAAUGUGUUUGCCCAUAUGUACAAAUUCAUUUCUUGCUUUGUUGAAUGCCAGCAAUAUUGAGUGUAAUAAUUUUUUUCUGUUAAAAUAUCUUUUGGGCAAUAUAUUUUUACAUGUGUAAACGCUUUGAUAUAUUUAGUCUGAUGGUUUUGUCCUGAGGAGUUCUCAUCAUUUUUUUUUUUUUUUCCCAUCAACCACAAUACCUGCUGUAUCUCAAAAUUAAUCUACCAACUAGAUUUUUAGAAUUGAAAAGACUUAAGAAUUAUGUGUCAGUGGUUGGAAAAUCCAACUUAACAACAAUGAAGCAACAACAGGUUUGACCAGUGUUUUUAUAGUAACUGGGUAUUGUUUCCCACUGUUGUUAAUGUACCGAAGUCUGGUCGUGUUCAUUGUUUCACAAUUUUGUUUGGCCUGUUUCAAUUUGUCAGCAUCCACAUUUUCUCUAAUUAAUUUCUUAUUGUUAAAAGUUGAGCAUAGUCUGGAGUAAAUGUUUUGAAAUCCUCAGCUAAUCAGCCCUGAGAUUGUAAAGUGUACUUUGUAAAAUAAAUGUUCCUUUUAUACAAGCUGUUCA